Molecule: messenger RNA, 4516 nt
Organism: Jaculus jaculus (lesser Egyptian jerboa)
Lineage: Eukaryota; Metazoa; Chordata; Mammalia; Rodentia; Dipodidae
Gene: Rph3a
Product: rabphilin 3A
Exons: 22
Coding region: 562-2694 (710 amino acids)
Biological process (GO): intracellular protein transport
Cellular component (GO): membrane
Molecular function (GO): small GTPase binding
Source: RefSeq, a predicted model, not a curated record
UUGGCGCUGUCCGCGGUGCUGACCGCCAAUCCCGGUUGCCUUCUCCGGCUGGUCUCUCAGGGGUGCCCCACCUCCCUCUCCUCCUGGCCUCCCACCUCUCCACCUCUCCUUCACCGACGCUGCACAGUCAGUCACGGUGGGAGGCAGGCUCUCCCCUGCGCCAGGAAGCCGCUGUCCCCUCCCUCUGGAUCACACAGGGUUUUUGCAGUAGUGGUGACAGCCAAAUCAGGCACCAGGAAGCAAUUGAUUCGUCUACUGCCAGCAGCCCGGAGUUGCCUAUGCUGAUAGGAGAGGGAGAGAGGGGAAAGACAGAGAGAGAGGCUCACAGAGCGAAAACCUUCUUUCAUGUGCAGGUCAGUGUGAGCAAACCACUGUCGGCCUGCCCAGCGACUUCAACGGGUCUCUUUUCCCUUCUGACAGCGGCACCUCCACAGAGCUUUCAAACCAAGUCCCCGGGACUUAGCCUUUCCCGACUCCUGCGGAGAAGGCAAGAGUUGGCAAGAAUUCGGCUCGCCCAGUCCGCUGUAAUCCUCCAGCGUCAGGGUGUGCCAGCCUUCCACUAUGACAGACACCGUGCUCAACCGAUGGAUGUAUCCCGGAGAGCAACAGCUUCAAUCAAAUGACAAAGAACAGCUGCAGGCAGGCUGGGAUGUCCACCCAGAUGCCCAGGCUGACAGACAGAGGAAGCAAGAAGAGCUGACGGACGAGGAGAAGGAGAUCAUCAACAGGGUGAUCGCCCGCGCUGAGAAGAUGGAAGAGAUGGAACAGGAGCGCAUCGGGCGCCUGGUGGACCGCCUAGAGAACAUGAGGAAGAACGUGGCCGGGGACGGCGUGAGCCGCUGCAUCCUGUGCGGAGAGCAACUGGGCAUGCUCGGCUCGGCCUGCGUCGUGUGUGAGGACUGUAAGAAGAAUGUCUGCACUAAGUGUGGGGUGGAGACCUCCAACAACCGCCCACAUCCGGUAUGGCUGUGCAAAAUCUGCAUUGAGCAGAGAGAGGUCUGGAAGCGAUCAGGAGCCUGGUUCUUUAAGGGCUUCCCCAAGCAGGUCCUACCACAGCCUAUGCCUAUAAAGAAGACCAAGCCCCAGCAGUCGGCCAGCGAGCCUGCAGCCCCGGAGCAGCCCAUGCCCGAGCCCAAGCACACAGCUCGGGCUCCAGCUCGAGGUGACACAGAGGACAGGAGGGGUCCAAGUCAGAAGCCAGUCCCUGACCUUUCUUCUGCUCCUGGGCGAGGAAGCUAUGGGCCUCCUGUACGCAGGGCCUCUGAGGCAAGAAUGAGUACAUCGGCCCGGGAUUCAGAGGGCUGGGACCAUGGCCACAGUGGGAGUGCUGGGGAUGCCAGCCGGAGCCCAGCAGGUUUGAGACGGGCCAACUCAGUCCAGGCCUCCCGCCCCGUGCCAGCCUCUGUGCCCAGCCAGAUGCCAUCUCAGCCUGUGCAGCCAGGGCCCCAUGGGGGCAGCAGGCCAGCUCCUGGGCCAGCAGGACGCUUCCCAGAACAGAGUGCAGAGGUGGCUCCAACUGAUCCUGCCUAUCCAGGGGUCACCACCUCAGCCCAGGAGGAGAGGACAGGGGGAGCUGGGAGCUUCUCAGCAGCUGGAGCCAGGGAGGACCGAACGCCCCACCCAUCAGGCCCCUAUUCCCAAGUCCCAGCCACUGCCCCCAAGCCUGCCGUGGCCCCCAAGCCUGCCGUGGCCCCCAAGCCUGCCGUGGCUCCUACGCGCCAGCCACCACCCCAGGAGGAGGAGGAAGAAGAGGCCAACAGCUAUGACUCCGAUGAAGCAACCACCCUAGGUGCCCUGGAAUUCAGUCUUCUCUAUGACCAGGACAACAGUUCUCUGCAGUGCACCAUCAUUAAGGCAAAGGGACUGAAGCCCAUGGACUCCAAUGGCCUGGCAGAUCCCUAUGUCAAAUUGCACCUGCUGCCAGGAGCCAGCAAGUCCAACAAGCUUCGUACGAAGACUCUACGCAACACCCGGAACCCAGUGUGGAACGAGACCCUGGUCUACCAUGGCAUCACCGAGGAGGACAUGCAGCGAAAGACCCUCAGGAUCUCCGUGUGUGACGAGGACAAGUUCGGGCACAACGAGUUCAUCGGCGAGACCAGGUUCUCACUCAAGAAGCUCAAGACGAACCAGAGGAGGAACUUCAACAUCUGCCUGGAGCGGGUGAUCCCGAUGAAGCGUGCAGGGACCACCGGGUCAGCCCGUGGAAUGGCCCUCUAUGAAGAGGAGCAGGUGGAGCGGAUCGGCGACAUAGAGGAACGCGGCAAGAUCCUGGUGUCCCUCAUGUACAGCACGCAGCAGGGGGGUCUCAUCGUGGGCAUCAUCCGCUGCGUGCACCUGGCCGCCAUGGACGCCAACGGCUACUCAGACCCAUUCGUCAAGCUCUGGCUGAAACCAGACAUGGGGAAGAAGGCCAAGCACAAGACUCAAAUUAAAAAGAAAACGCUAAAUCCUGAGUUCAAUGAGGAGUUUUUCUAUGACAUCAAACACAGUGACCUAGCAAAGAAGUCUCUGGACAUCUCAGUCUGGGACUAUGACAUCGGCAAGUCCAACGAUUACAUUGGAGGCUGCCAGCUGGGCAUCUCGGCCAAGGGGGAGCGCUUAAAACACUGGUAUGAAUGUCUGAAGAACAAGGACAAGCGGAUUGAGCGCUGGCACCAGCUGCAGAAUGAGAACCACGUGUCCAGUGAUUAGGAACUAGUGCCCUGGUCCCCACCUUGCCGCCCUAUCCGUGCCUGGGUCACCUCCCCUUGCCCCCUAGUGCCCCAGCUGCCGCUGUGCCCUGCUCUCUCUUCUCUGAGCCUACCUUUGAGGUCUCCUUCUCCUUGGACUUGGCUGCCAAAGCCCUCCUCCACCCUCUGAUGCUGGGUCACGUGUUCUGGGUACACACCUCUUCUGGUCCCCAGGAUGGGCAGUGGAGAUGGAGUUGGGGAGACAUUUACAAACAGGCUGCUUGUUUAAUAACGCCCUGUUUGGGUAAAUCACAAAGGCUCUUCACCAUCUGGCUCUGUUUCUUAGAUGCCCCUGGAUUCGAGCACACAAGGUCAGCCCCUGUGUCCUACCUGUGUGUUCCCCUUGGCUGUGGGCAGACUCUCACGGGAGCACAGCACUGGGCAGAAAUGGGGCACCAAGUCUGCCAUUGUCCCUCCAACCAUCUCUGGGAGAACAAGGACCAGAACAGACCCUUGUGUUCAGGAGCCUCCCCUCCCCUCCAGAUGCCCUGGGGAACCUACAGGAAGGAAGGAAGGAGAAUGCACGAAGGGCCCCGCCCCCUGCUCUAGGAAGCCAUCCCCCUGCUUCCUAGCCAGAGCGAAUGCUCUUCAUGGAUGGCCUUCUCUCUGUGCCUCCCUCCACCUCUCCCUGCCUUCCUUCUUAUCAAGUCCUUGCUCAGCCUCAAGCCUCCUGGCUCUACUCCUGCCUCAGUUUCCCUCCAAGGGGACAUAACAGCAAAAAUAAAAUCACGUAUCACACAGCCUCACCCUCACACCCACUGUCAACCUGGUCAGUGACUCAGAAGCUGGGCUCCGUGCCUCUUAAGCCACCCACUUCCCCGUUGACAUGGCUGGACCUCCUCAGGCAGGCCGGCUACAAGAACAGGCCAGGCACGUGGCAACCCGGCUUGAGCUUUACAGAGCUCUACGUGCAGGGUUUGUUUUGGUUUGCUUGCUUUUUGGGUGUUUUAUUUUUUUCUUUUUUUAGCCCUGGCUUCUCAUGUAGGCACAGGUUGUACUGAGUAGAUCAGAGCUUGAGAUUACAGGGGCUACCUCCCAAGUGCCCCUUCCUCCGUUCUUAGGUAAAGGAACAAAGGAUCUCACUGCCACCUUGGAUCUCUGUCCAUCUCUCUGUCUCUUCCACUCUCUUCUCAGUUGCCUGGAGUGAUCAAAUGACAUCACCAAAAUGAAGCUUCCCUAAGGGCUUGUGGCCCAUCACAAAUCAAGAUGAACGUCCAUUUGAGGCUGGGGUCUGGCAAUCUUCAAGUGCCCCAAGAGAAAUCGUAGCUUUCCCAUGUUUUGAUGAUGUCUUUCCCUACCAAAGUCCCAAGCCCCAUAGAAGCCAUCAGUCCAAGACUAAAAUUCUAACUUCCCCCUUUUCUCAUGCUCUCAGUCCUCAGCAACUUUCAUGGUCCAUGAGAGUCUUACGCCUUGUCUCAGAACCAUGUCCUAGCACCAGGCUCUCUGAGGCCUGCACCAAGGUGGCAGACAGCCUCCCACCACCAUCCUACCUUCCCUUUCGCCCUUGACUUUUGCCAUAGGCGCCCCCCUCCCCUAGCUCCCACUCUCCACCCACACUCUUGGCGGUAGGAGAAAGCAUGCUGGCUGUCUCGCCCAAACCUGACGCUGGUAUUGGCGCUGGAAUCAGCAUGUGACACGCUCCGCUCUCUUGGCACCUCAAUCCUCCCAGACACGUUCGACCACCCCCCACCCUGCCAAAAUACAUACACACCCUGGGUGCAUGCAGGAUGCCAACCGCCUUUCUUUGUGAUGUAGCCAAAAAUAAAGUAGGAACAUUCAGGAAA